Molecule: messenger RNA, 3510 nt
Organism: Branchiostoma floridae (Florida lancelet)
Lineage: Eukaryota; Metazoa; Chordata; Leptocardii; Amphioxiformes; Branchiostomatidae
Product: mucin-4-like
Exons: 3
Coding region: 525-2819 (764 amino acids)
Source: RefSeq, a predicted model, not a curated record
CAAAAUGGUCCCCGGUGACGUAGGUAAAUGCCUCCUACGUAAUGUUUUUCUUGUACACAAAAGCCCCCUGUGUCUAAACAAAUUUACAUGAAUUCGUCCCUGGAGAAAGGUAACCAUACUGCAUUUUUUGACAAAGCUGACUUUGAAGCACGUGUACUUUGACACCCCCUGGAUAGUAUUCCUUUGUUGUCUAAACCCAACCGUACUGUGUACCAAACAACACUUAGGUCUACAAUCCUUCAACAGUCGCUGAUAGAGAACAAUCACUCAGACUCCGACGGUAGCGAGGUUUGAAGAGUUCAUCUAUGGGCCACUGGGUUUGUUUUAAUUGAAAGAAAAUACUCCGCCCAGGGCUAUUCUAGGGGAAAAUUACCAUAACGCAAGGCGAGAAACUUUAAUCCUGUCCGGACGACGGAAAGAAACCAGUCAGACGACAGAAUUUACCUCAGUACAGCCGGUUAAAUGGGCGUCUCCCCCGAAUAGACGAGUGUUGACGAUAUACAACACCGCUGAGGACCAUCAGAAUGUCUGAUAAACGCAACAAACAAGACGCGAAACGACGUGACAAAGAGAGGUGUAGGUCAGCGACAACAAAGGAAGGUUUAAGAAAACUACAAGAACUUGUGUCUCAAACCGAGGAUGUCGUCAACAGGUUGGCUGACCUGGACGUCGAUCUGGUUACCAAGGCAACGGUGAUCGCCUCUGUUGUCCGACAGCGUGGCAAAAAUGGCGGGAAAAGUGUGAGCCCUAGUUCAAAAUCGUCGCUUUCAAGCGAAGAAACUUUACAAGAGCCAUCAAAACUCAACUUCAACUCUCUGUCCGAUAACGUUGGAGCACUUCAAGAUCGUGAGGUUUCUUCAAAGGUCAAGGGUAACAAAAGUUACGUAAGUCUCCUAGCCGUAGAUCUCGAAAACGAUAGAGAAGACUCCACUUCUCCGCAGAAAAUAAACGGCAACACUGAUACAGACGAUAGCCAGUCCCAGCCUGAACGUCAGGUAGAAGAAAAUGUUUCUGCUGUUGUUAACCAGUCCAAAACACAUUUUGCCGACGGCAAUUCAUGGGAAGUCAGCCAACCUGAAAUAAAGUACCUGGAAAACCGUUCUUCAAACAGUGGUAUAUCAAGCAAGAAUGGAGGAAGCGACACAAAGGUAAUGUCACCCAUCAUCACAACAGGCCCUUCUGAUAAAGACACCGAUGAGUCAGUGCCGGAUGCCUCUGUAAGCCAACAAUGUGAUGUGACACCUGACACGGAUAAGCAAUCGCUAGAUACAGCAGGAGUCCAGUCCACUAUUCCAGAAUUAGUCAGACAGUCCUCCAGUAACAGUCUUCCGCUCACACCAUCUCCAAGUUCUCUUGCUUAUGAUCACAUGAACGAAGACGACAUCUCAGUUAAGCAGCCAGCAUCCAUUCAGAUAGAAGGUCAACAAGACCUCGGCGAUCAGGAGGAUCUAAGUCAUAACGCAGAACAAGAAUCAGUUCAAGUUUGUUCUGCUAUUGAGAAGGCUGAAGGUAUCAUAGAAGAAAGGGAAUGUCAAGAAGCCACUAACUCACAGAUUGUCUCACCACCCGAGGUAGAUGGAGGUUCCCCAGUUCCCGACGUUUUAUCCAAUCAGCGUCCUCCGCAGAGCCAACCGCCCGUAUGGACACACACGGUGAACACCAAUCAACUGGCUUUACAGGAAACCUCGACCAAUGAACAAUCCGUAUCUACAGACCCUCCAUCAAUCAAAGAGGAGCGGACAGAAGAGAUUUCAACCAACCAGCAGCCUUCGCAGGAGGCCCCACCCAAUGAAAAGUCCGUAUCUACAAACGCUCCGAAAACCAAUCAUCAGCAACUUCCAACGGCGUCACCCAAUCAACACAAGGCAUCUAAGCCUCAAACCCAUCAGCAAUCCAAAUCUACAAAGGCUCCGUCCACCAAUCAGAAGCCUGCACCAAAAUCCCCAACCAAUGAGAAAUCUGCACCUGCAGACAGCUUUGCAGCCAAUCAGAAGCCAUCUUCGAGUAGCUUGACAAAAAAGAAAUCGCCAUCUAUUAAUAGUCUAACCCCAAUGCACGAUGGUCCAUCAAAACCUUCCACCAAGAAGCAACCCUCGACGACCACCGCUCUGCCCAAAAUCCAGUAUCCUGCUCUCAAGAAACAGACACAAAAGACGCGGACAUCGACAGAAGCUCAGCCAACCAAUAAGCAGUCUUUACCCAAAAUCAACAUCAGAAAGCAGUCCUUAUGUUCGGACACUCUAGUUUCGAAUACGCAGCCUCCACAAAAUAACACGUCCAACAACGUUUCCCAAUCUACAACAAGCCAAGACGUUGACCUACCGUCUCAAUCGGAACACGUCUUGACCAAUAAGGUGACUGGAUCGCCGCGUAGCCCAAGGUCUUCGUUCCCAAUCAUUACCUCUGAACAGGUUUCAUCUACGAUGCAGUCCAAUCCGCCGUCAACAUCAAUUAGCCAGGAGUCCCCAUCCACAAAACCGUCCAAUCAACGGCUCAUCUCGCCGACACCGUCCAAUCAGCAGCGCUCUGCUACACCAGUGAUGACAAAUCAACAGUCUCCAUCCACAAAUACAAAAAUUCAACUAUUGUCAGUGGACCAAUCCCCCAGUCGACCGUCCACGGGGAGUAGCUCCAUAACCUCAUCUAACUCAAUCCCAGGCCCAUCAAUGGUGAAAGAAGGUUCUCCGAACGGCACCAGACAGAAAGGUGGUGGACCAGAGUCGAGUCCAGUGACACAACGGCACACGUCCAAGGCCAAGAAUGACGUCAGGAAGAAACUUCAAGGGAAACUUCGUCAGAGACGCGGACAGAGGGUGUAAAAACUAUUGUCUGCUGAGGCAUAAUCCGUCCAAACUAUAGAUGUAGUGUCGAAUGUAGUUCAUCAUGGUCCCGAAUAUAGGGCACAUGCCCCAAUGCAAGUGUAAUUUUGUGACACCAUUAUUGUAUAAAAGACUCUGUCAUUGUCUCAUGUGCCUAUAUACAUUUGUAUUGUAAUACUCCGUCCAUCCAACUUUAGCCUAUGGAGACUAUUAGUAGUUGGCAUCCAUCUGUCUCGAAAGACAAUGGUAGACAGACAGGGUUGGUUAGGCGACCCGUCUGCCUGGCCUGCACUUUUUUUAAAGGUGAAAUAUCUUAUGAUACUAUUUUCUCGGCUUUUCAUUGAAUUUCAAUAGAUACAAACCUCGAGUUAUAUUAGUUUCUCAGUGCAAACAUGCUGCUAAAAAUGAAGUGCACUAUUUUCUUAUCAUGUCCCUUGUAUAUGGAGGAAAGACAGAGGCGUAUGGACGUUAUCACCAGUAAUACAAACAUAGCCUUACUUAGGGAAUUUAGGUUGGCUAAAUUGGCAUUUUGACCUUCCAUUGUUUUCUCCUUGAUGAAGUAAGAAAGAAUAGAGCCGUAACGAAUAUAGUUAGAUGGGCAUGAAAGAAUUGAAAAUCUGAUUUUGGGGGGCCAUAUUGAUGACGUCAUCAGGUUUUAUUGCCCCUUAUAUUAUUUUUUCAAUGACGAAAU